This is a messenger RNA of Cryptomeria japonica (Japanese cedar), 1341 nucleotides long. RefSeq names its product BAHD acyltransferase DCR-like. The transcript is spliced from 3 exons. Lineage: Eukaryota; Viridiplantae; Streptophyta; Pinopsida; Cupressales; Cupressaceae. Bases 1 to 1341 code for a protein of 446 amino acids. The record is from RefSeq and is a predicted model, not a curated record.
AUGGCAAAAAAGGGUGAGGAAGCAGUUGUCAAAGUCAGUACAACGUCCGUAGUAAGACCGGCCGUCCAAACAGGCGCGCAGACCAUGUUCCUCUCCAACCUUGAUCAUUUUUGGUUACCCAUCAACAACGUUCAAAGGCUUUUCUUCUACACGCAGUCUCCUUUGAACGAUUAUUCUUCAUUAAUACAAGGCAUGAAAAGAAGCCUCUCCUCAGUUUUAGUGUAUUUCUAUCCUCUGGCUGGUCGGUUGAAGAAAGGAGAAUCUGGCAGGAUGGAGGUUGAUUGCAACGAUGAAGGCGUGGAAUUUAGGGAGGCAUCAAUUAGCAUACCCUUCCAAGAUUUAGAAAAAGAUGGGUUUCGCCGUAAAUCCUUCUUCCCAAAGCUUGUCCACGACAUCAAUCUUUCUGUGAAUGAAAACUACAGUAGACCGCUUCUGUUAAUACAGGUUACAGCUUUUGAGGGAGAUUGUAGCAGAGGUCUCCCCCUUGCCAAACCUCCUCAGCACGCCAGAGCAGUUUUCAAACGAGAUAAGAAGAGUCCCAUGUCGAUUUCUUACAAAGCCCUUCAGAUAAUAAGCCAGGGGAUUACAGGGGCCAAGAUUUUCAAGUUUGUACCUGAUAGUUCAUCGUCAUACCACAUGAAAACAUGUGGUAGCGUGAAUGUGGAAAAGCCCAACGAGCUUCUCCAGAAAUGGGUGGAUCCCAAACUGAAAACGGAGGUGAUAUACUCGACAUUUUGCUUUACAGAUGAUAUGAUACAAGAAUUGAAACAACGAAGCGGGGCUGCGAGUUCUUUCGUUGCAGUGGCCGCACAAUUUUGGAGAUGUGUAAUGAGAGCUCGCGAGGUGCCGCUGGAAGAAGCCGUUUAUUUCGUAUUGCUGGGUGAUUGCAGGGGUCGUGUUAAACCUCCUCUUCCUCCAACUUAUUUUGGAAAUUGCUUAUCUCUUGGUUUGGCCCAGACAACAGCCAAAGCACUGAUCAAUUCCGACAUUUGCUUCGCUGCAGAUAUUAUCCAGCAACUCAUCCAUUCCUGCACUUCGGAAGCCCAGAUUAAUUAUCUGAUCGAUUGGGCAGAAUCUCCAGGCGGAAAUUGUUUAAGUUUAGUUAAAGAAGUCGGGUGGGAAUACGGGACGAAUGCAGUAAGUUCUCCAAGAUUUCCAUUGUACGAAAUUGAUUUUGGAUGGGGGAAGCCUGCGGACGUCCAGGUUGCAACAAUGAACGAAAUUGGAAUCAUGUUUUUGUCAUGUGCAAAGGAUGGAGGAAAAAGCAUUCUUGUCUCCACUUGCCUUCCUCAGCACCAGAUGGAAGUCUUGCAUCAUCUUCUCACCGUUUCAGUUGAAUAA